Messenger RNA from Ipomoea nil (Japanese morning glory), 1365 nucleotides. Its product is annotated as protein OVEREXPRESSOR OF CATIONIC PEROXIDASE 3-like. The record is from RefSeq and is a predicted model, not a curated record. Bases 69 to 1157 code for a protein of 362 amino acids. Gene Ontology annotation, cellular component: nucleus. Gene Ontology annotation, molecular function: DNA-binding transcription factor activity, RNA polymerase II-specific; DNA binding. Lineage: Eukaryota; Viridiplantae; Streptophyta; Magnoliopsida; Solanales; Convolvulaceae. Gene Ontology annotation, biological process: regulation of transcription by RNA polymerase II. The transcript has 5 exons.
UUGCAGCAAAUCCCCGUUAAAAGUUAAAACCCCUUCAACGAUUUCUCUAUCUGAAAGACAGGAGAAAAAUGGCUAUGGCAGCUUCAACAUCUCUGCGCAUUUCCAUCACACUCCAGUGCUCCCGUAACAACGCCUUCUUUGUGGACCGGCCCUUUAGCCGAACCAACCUCCCUUUCCCACGCCACCGUUCUUCUUCCUCCCUUCUCACCUUCGCUCGCCGGCGAAGCAAGCCCCACCGCCCUGCUACCACUUCCUCUAACAAAAAGAAACAAAAGAGGGACGAUGAGGAAGAUGAAGAUUUAGAUGAAGAUGCUUUUGAGGCGCUGUUUCGUCAGCUUGAAGAAGAUCUGAAAAAUGACAAACUCUCUUUGGAUGAUGAUGAUGACGAUGAAAUAACAGAGGAGGACCUUGCAAAUCUUGAGCGUGAACUCGAAGAGGCUCUGAAGGAUGAUGAGCUAUCCGGAGUUUUUGAAUCAAUUGUAGAUGGAGAAAUUAAAAAUGUAGCUGAAGAGGAAGAAGAAGAAGAAGAAGAAGAGGGUGAGGUAGCUGCAGCUAUAAAAGGAGAUGAAGAUGAUGAUGAUGAUGAAGAAGAUGAAGAUGAAGAUGAAGAUGAAAAGCCAGUAAGAUUGAGAAAUUGGCAACUUAAGAGACUGGCUUAUGCACUAAAAGAUGGUCGACGAAAGACAAGUAUAAAAAAUCUUGCAGCUGAUGUCUGUCUUGACAGAGCUGUUGUUCUCGAACUACUCCGUGAUCCUCCUCCGCAUCUUGUAUUGCUGAGUGCUGCCUUACCUGAUAAACCUAUUUCAACAAUCUCAGAGCCUCCGAGCAUCCCACUCGAAACUGUUCCUCUGGAAGAAGCCACGGACACUGCAGAAACAAAGACUACGGUGGAAAUGCCAGUUCAUGUUAUGCAACGCAACUGGGCUGCUAAAAAGAGAAUUAAGAAAAAGCAACUUGAAACCCUUGAACUAGUUUAUCGAAGAUCGCAGAGACCAACUAAUGCGAUGAUUAGCAGCAUUGUGCAUGUCACCAAUCUUCCCCAUAAAAGAGUUGUGAAGUGGUUCGAAGACAAGCGUGCUGGGGACGGUGUUCCUGAUCAUCACAUUCCAAAGCUUCCAUACCGGCGAUCUGCUGCUCCCGAGAUUCCCCCCAGUUGAUACAAGGUCAUUCAGACUUCUUCCUUUUAGUUCAGUAGCAAGGAUGCCAUAAAGUACAACAUAUCCUUUCCCAAUCAAGGAUGGUAAGUUGGAAUUCUGGUUUAUUUGACGGAGAGAGUUAAUAAGACCAUGGACAUAAUAUUUUAAGGGAAAUCUUGAAUAAUUGUCUAUGAGUCAUACUAUAUUUAUCUAUUAAAAUUAUUUUAAA